This is a messenger RNA of Zonotrichia albicollis (white-throated sparrow), 1235 nucleotides long. The record is from RefSeq and is a predicted model, not a curated record. Lineage: Eukaryota; Metazoa; Chordata; Aves; Passeriformes; Passerellidae.
AGUGUCCUUCCUGAAGAAAGCUGUGGACCAGAGGAACCGAGCCCUGGCCAGCCUGAACCAGGUGAUGAACGUGAGCGCGGCGCUGCUCUCCAGCCAGGAGGGCCACAAGCCCAUCGCCUGCACCGUCACUGCCAACUGGAGCUGCCUCCUGCUCCAGGACACCGUCACCAUCUCCUGCUUGCUGGAGAACUGCAGCGAGUACAGCCUGGAGGAGGGCUGGACCCUCUGUGUCCAGCUCCUGGCCAGCCCCUGUGCCUUAGAGGAGGAAUCCAUGGAUUCGGCCACCACCUUCACCUUCCCCAUUGACCAGCUGCUCCCUGGCAACAAGCGGGAGCUGACGCUGCCCCUCGGCCCCGCUGCCGACACCAAGCUGGACCUGCCUCUGACCAUCUCCUGUGCCCUCUACUACAGUUUGAGGGAUAUUUUGGGCAGUGGCUCCGACUCCUCCGAGGACCUGGAUGACUUCCUGCCCGACGACUCGCCCCUGCUGUCCCCGGACAGGGAGGGCAUCUGCCUGCCCCUCAGCCAAUGCACCAUUGACAUGCUCCAGUGCCUCCGUUUCGGGAGCAGCCCCCCCGGGCCCAGCGCCCCCCCUGCCCCCUCAGACCCUGUGGAGACCUUCCUCAAAGUGUCCCGGGAACAGACUGAGCCCGAGGAGGGGAAAAGCCCGGCAGAGGAGAGCCUGCCCCCCUCGGCAGCGUCCAUCCGGGUGUCCUCGGAGCUGCUGAAAAGUGCUCUCAAAACCUCGGAAACAGAUGUCCCACUUUGCUGUGCCACCCUGCGCUGGCUGCUGGCUGAGAACCCCGGGGCCGAGGCGCUGAGCACGGAGGUGGCAUCGGUGUGUGGCACGGCACCCGACGGUGCCCACGUCCAGCUGCUCGUCACAGAGGUGGCCAUGAAUGACCUGAGCCCUGCAGGUCCCAUCCAGGCUGUGGAGAUCCUGAUGGAGAGCCCAUCCCUGGCCCACAUGUGCAGGACACACCACGCCGUCAUCCGGCGCAUACAGGUACCCCCCUGGGCCAGGGGCACCCCAAGUGACCCCAAACCCCCUGAGAUGGAGCCUGGGCUGCACUGGGAGGUGUUUCUAUGGUGCCAUGGUGUGACAGUCCAGCACCAGCAUCUGGGGGUGCCAGAUGUGGGGUUUGGGCUGCCCUGAGAUUGGGAAUUCCCAAGGAUGGGGCUCCCAGGGUCUGGGGGCUGCUGGAGCUGUGGCUCCCAAGGCUGGGACUCCCAGG